Molecule: messenger RNA, 456 nt
Organism: Trichomonas vaginalis G3
Lineage: Eukaryota; Parabasalia; Trichomonadida; Trichomonadidae
Product: non-membrane spanning protein tyrosine phosphatase protein
Exons: 1
Coding region: 1-456 (151 amino acids)
Biological process (GO): protein dephosphorylation
Molecular function (GO): protein tyrosine phosphatase activity
Source: RefSeq, a predicted model, not a curated record
AUGAGCACAUCUCCCCCACGCGUUCUCUUUGUAUGCCUUGGAAAUAUCAUUCGCUCACCAUUGUGCGAAGGAUAUUUAAGACAUAAAUUCGUAAAUAAAGUGAUAGUUGAUAGCGCAGCUUGCACACAUGAUGAUCUUGGCCAACAUCCAGAUAAAUACAGUUGUAAAAUUGCAAGAGAGCAAGGUUUUGACAUAUCAAGUCAUAUUUCAAAGCUUAUCAAAAAAACAGAUUUCUAUGAUUUUGAUAUUAUUGUCAGUCUAGAAAAAUAUGUUCAAAGAUCUCUCGAAAGGAAAAAGCCAAAUGAUGCAAAAUGCAAAAUAGUCGAGUUUGCACCAGGAGUGGACAUUAUAAAUCCUUGGUGUGGAGGAUUAGAAGAAUUUAGGGAUAUGAAUACUCAAAUUCAAAAGUACUUCCCUGCGUUUAUAGAAAAUAACUUACCACAAUUACUCCAAUAA